Molecule: messenger RNA, 3425 nt
Organism: Pundamilia nyererei
Lineage: Eukaryota; Metazoa; Chordata; Actinopteri; Cichliformes; Cichlidae
Product: leucine-rich repeat transmembrane neuronal protein 4
Exons: 3
Coding region: 745-2634 (629 amino acids)
Cellular component (GO): plasma membrane
Molecular function (GO): protein binding
Source: RefSeq, a predicted model, not a curated record
GACAUGUAGACGUGAUUAACAACAGCGUCAUGCUGCAUUUCAAACCGAGCAACAACGAGAAUCAAAGGUUUACAAAAAGGUGGAUAUUUGAAGAUUUGACUAUCUCGUGAUACCCGCUGACAGCGUUUACAACGACUUGGGGAUAUCCUCGCCUUACUUUCCUGCGCGCUAUGCGUGGAUCGUACUGAGCAUCUCUGAGAACAGAGACGCAGAGGUUUAUUAGGAAUCUGGGGGCUGGCUGAGUCUACUGGAACAUUAUACUCAUUUUUUUUGCACACCGUCACUAUAAUUGUGAAGUUUUUUUGUUUGUUUUUUUACCUGGAUAUUCGCAAAAUCUGCAUGUGUAAGACUGACAUGACUUACUCGGAUGUGGCUUCGCUAUUAUCUGCACCUAAUGCAGUACUCUUUCUGGCUGUUACUUGAAAAAGAGAGAGUGAUCCUUUGCAGCGAAGGGAUGGAUAAGGAAUUCUGAACCCGGAUUUUUAUCCCUUUAUUUCGGAGUUGGAAGUAAAUGACAUUCGCCCCGGCUGAUUUGCACGGUUAGAGAUGCAGAACUAAACCGGAUAGUACACCCAGGUCCGGGAGAGUAAAGGGCAGGUGCGCUUUGGAAUCGGCGGCUGCGCGGAGAGACAGGGCUAGUGGAUUAGAACGAUACCUGACUGUGGAGAGCGCGUCAUGCGGACUCGGAUGUCGCGCACUAGAAGCCGUUAAAACCUGUAGGCUGGAGCUAACAGAUAAGCGGAUAUGGGCUCUGCUCUGCGGCGCCGCUGGCUAGUGGUCCAACUCCUGAUGCAGGUGUGGCUGGCAGCAAAUCCAUCUCUAAGUGAGCGCCAGUGCCCCAAGAGUUGUCGCUGUGAUGGAAAAAUUGUUUACUGUGAGUCAAGCGCCUUUCGUGAUGUCCCCAAGAACCUCUCAGGAGGCUGUGAGGGCCUUUCUUUACGAUACAACAGCCUCGCCAGUCUUCGUGCAGGCCAGUUUGUAGGACUCAACCACCUCAUCUGGCUCUAUUUGGACCAUAAUUACAUUGCAUCUGUGGAUGCAAUGGCCUUCCAGGGGGUCCGCAGACUUAAAGAACUGAUCCUGAGUUCCAAUAAGAUCACAUCACUCCACAACACCACAUUCCACCCUGUCCCUAAUUUGCGUAAUUUGGACCUUUCGUAUAAUAAACUGCAAGCCUUGCAACCUGGACAAUUCCAGGGCCUACGGAAGCUUCUCAGCCUUCACAUACGCUCAAACUCUCUUAAAAUUAUUCCAAUGCGUCUGUUCCAAGAUUGCAGAAAUCUCGAGUUCCUAGAUUUGGGCUACAACCGUCUGCGCAGUAUCACUCGAAAUGCAUUUUCUGGCCUGGUCAAACUCACUGAGCUGCAUCUGGAGCAUAACCAGUUCUCAAAGAUCAAUUUUUCUCACUUUCCUCGCCUCUACAAUCUGCGGGCUCUUUACCUGCAGUGGAAUCGGAUUCGCUCUAUGAACCAGGGCCUGACCUGGACCUGGGUCUCCAUCCAGAAACUGGAUCUGUCGGGGAAUGAGCUGACAGAAGUAGAUGCUGCAGUUUACCAAUGCUUACCCAAUCUGCAAACACUCAACUUGGAUUCCAACAAGCUGACCAAUGUUUCCCAGGAGGUAGUUGAUGCCUGGAUCUCUUUGACUAUGAUUAGCUUAGCUGGGAAUGUAUGGGAUUGUGGCCCUGCCAUCUGCCCAUUGGUGGCCUGGUUGAGAAACUUUAGAGGGGCAAAGGAAACCACCAUGAUUUGCGCCUCCCCGAAGAAAGCCCAGGGUGAAAAAGUGAUGGAUGCAGUUGAAGCUUUUGGUGUUUGUAAAUCAAACCAAGCAACACCACUUACAGUGAGUAUUCCUCCAAACCCAUCUAGUGUCCCUGCCCAAACUGAGCAUCGCCCAGCUAUCCUUGCUUCACCCACUGAUUCUGGAAAGAGAGGUGAGGGAUCUCUUAGGGGUCCUACAUCUUCAGCAGUUACUCCACCUGUAGCACUACCCCCAGAGCAAGACUUGGAGCCUGUGUCUUUCCACAAGAUUGUGGCUGGAAGUGUUGCCCUUUUUCUUUCUGUUGCGAUGAUCCUGUUAGUAAUAUAUGUAUCAUGGAAGCGCUAUCCUAGCAGUGUCAAGCAACUGCAGGAGCAUUCGGCAGCAGCUCGCAAACGUCGCAAGAAAACUAGAGAGACAGAGCGCACACUGAGCUCUCCCCUGCAGGAGUACUAUGUGGACUACAAGCCCACCAAUUCUGAGGCCAUGGAUGUGCUUGUCAAUGGGACCGGACCCUGCACCUAUACCAUUUCAGGCUCUCGAGAAUGCGAGGUCCCUCAUCAAAUGGGUGCACUGACCUUCUACCGUUAUGAACAGCCUAUUGUAGACUACUGCCAGGCCCAUCAACCCUUGCGGCUAAACAUGGGUUAUGAGGGACCCCCACAGGGCCUGGAGGGCCUGGAGGACCUUGGGCCAUGUGAUAGAGGCACUAUACAGACAGUGGCACUGCCAGCAGUGCCCUCUGCUGCCAGCAUGGGUGCCCCUGUUCCAGGACCUCGCUCUCCUCCAUCGACCCUCAGACCACCAACUGAGGGUCCCGGCAGCAGUCCUUUUCCUACUUCUGAGCGCACUGGCACACUCAAAUUUGGACGCUAGUGAGCAUGGUUAGAAGUGGGGCAAGGGCCUCUCAUUCACCAUGACUUUGAAAUGAAGGGGCAGGCGAGCUGGUUAUUCAGUGGGGCCUUGUUCUUAGAACAUCGGUAUGUGAACUAGAGGACAAAAUUUUCAAAUUAUGCCUGGAGGCAUUUAUCAUCUGAAACACACAGUCUCAACCAUAUACAGUUGGGUGAGACAUUCUUGCUGAUCAUUUUGUUUUUCUUUUCCAAAACAACUCAUAGAAAAAAAAGGGUCCCUGACUCAAGGGAGGUUAAUUCAGCAUAUGCCACAAAGAAUUACCUUAUUUCCAAAUCUGAUCUUUGUCAUAUCCCAUAUCAGCAUCAUGGGGCAUCUGUUCACAGCAGCAGCAGCCAGCUUACUCUGAGUCAGGAGUGAAAGGGAAAGUGCAAUAAACACAAGUUUUCAUUCACGACAAGUGAGGGCAGUAACAUCAAAGAUCGAAGAGAUAGAGCAUAUGAAGAGCAGAAGGCUUCUUACUGUGAUUAACAUUACAAUUUCUACUCACUAGCUAUUAAAAAAGUUAACAUAUAUAAUUUCAUUAAUUACAUAAAUAUUUUGUUUCUUUGAGUGUCAUAUUUUGUACUGAAUUACAUUAAUGUGCAUGUUAAACCAAAGAGUUUACUAAUAUUUUUUCUUUCUUUUUGCACAUAAGGUACUUUAACUAAGGAGCUUUUUAAAUGUCAGAUGUUCCACUGAACUAGCCUCUGCCAGUUCACAUUUAUAAUUACCACUAGAUCCCCUGAUGAUUUCGAAUGGACUAGAAUUGUCUU